Molecule: messenger RNA, 794 nt
Organism: Cutaneotrichosporon oleaginosum
Lineage: Eukaryota; Fungi; Basidiomycota; Tremellomycetes; Trichosporonales; Trichosporonaceae
Biological process (GO): rRNA processing; ribosomal small subunit biogenesis
Cellular component (GO): Mpp10 complex; small-subunit processome; small ribosomal subunit
Molecular function (GO): rRNA binding; snoRNA binding; structural constituent of ribosome
Source: RefSeq, a predicted model, not a curated record
CUCCACCUCCGGACAUGACCAGAAUUUUGGAAUGGCGCGUAUCAACACCGCUUCAAUCCCUCUCUCCGCACACUCUCCCGCGCAAUGGUCCGCAAACUCAAGCAUCAUGAGCAGAAGCUGCUUAAAAAGGUCGACUUUCUCGACUGGAAGCAGGAUGCCUCCCACCGUGAGAUCAAGGUCAUGCACAAGUACCACAUCCAAGACCGCGACGACUACCACAAGUACAACAAGCUGUGCGGGUCGCUGCGCUCUUUGAUCCACAAGAUCUCGUUGCUGCCCGCCAUCGACCCCUUCCGCGCGCAGAAGGAGGGCGAGAUGCUCGACAAGCUCUACGACAUGGGCAUCCUCGAUGUCGGCAGCAAGCCGAGCGACAUUGAGAACCGCGUUACUGUUAGCAGCGUUGCGCGCCGCCGCCUCGCCGUCGUUAUCACCCGCCUCAAGCUUGCAGAGAGCGUCAGCGACGCCGUUAGGACCAUCGAGCAAGGGCAUAUCCGUGUCGGCCCAACCCCAAUCACUGACCCCGCCAUGCUCAUCACUCGUCGUAUGGAGGACCACAUUACCUGGGUCGACACGAGUGCUCGCAAGCGCACCAUUAUGAAGUACAACGACGAGCUCGACGACUUUGACCUCCUCUAGGCUUUUAGGUAGUACUAGGCCUAGGACUAGGAGGACGUUAGACGACGACGACAACACUGUUCGCACGCGCGCGCGCGCAAGUUCUGGGCAUUCCGGUCAACCCCUUCUGUAUCAUUAUUUUGUAUCCAAUGCACCAUGGUCACCGACUUCUGGCUCCC